Molecule: messenger RNA, 1763 nt
Organism: Halichondria panicea
Lineage: Eukaryota; Metazoa; Porifera; Demospongiae; Suberitida; Halichondriidae
Product: squalene monooxygenase-like
Exons: 8
Coding region: 213-1709 (498 amino acids)
Biological process (GO): sterol biosynthetic process; cholesterol metabolic process
Cellular component (GO): endoplasmic reticulum; membrane
Molecular function (GO): flavin adenine dinucleotide binding; squalene monooxygenase activity
Source: RefSeq, a predicted model, not a curated record
CGGCUUGGGAUUUUCUGAGUGGAAAAGAUGGGUGGGGCUGCGCUGGAGAUGGAUGCUCUGUGGGGUGACUUUCUGUUUACCGUUCGGUACGGUAGCACCUCGGACCUCAGCUGAUGGUGCACGAGUUUGCUGACAUAACAAGGAGUGUCUGCCUCCUGUUUCACCGGUAGGCCUUACUGUACUUGAAUCUUAGGCUUGCUAAACACCCAAUAAUGGAUAUUUUCACUGUUGUCCUGGUAUCCGGCUUUGUUUUGUGUGGUUUUGCUUUGACAAUUCGUUCCCUCAUUGCCAAGAUCAAGGUUGGAAAGGGUAUGCCAUGCCAUGUUUCCAAGGCUCCCAAAAAUUGUGACUCAUACACGGGAGUGGUUGUAGUUGGUUCAGGUGUCCUGGGCUCAGCCAUAGGUGCAGUGUUGGCCAGAGAUGGUCGAGAGGUGACUGUUAUUGAAAGAGAUCUGUCUGAGCCAGACAGAAUUGUUGGGGAGCUGCUACAGCCUGGUGGGUACAAGGCACUCAAGAAGUUGGGAUUAAAAGAUGCCACAGAGGGAAUUGAUGCUCAUACUGUUUUUGGUUACGUUAUCCAUGACAAUGACUCGAAAACAAGGGUGAACCUCAGUUACCCCCUGGAUGAGAGCAAAAGAGUCACCACUGGUCGAUCCUACCACCAUGGCCGAUUUAUCAUGGGGCUGAGGAGGGAGGCCAGCAAAGCAGGAGCGACCAUGGUUGAGGGUACCGUCACUUCACUGCUAGAAGAUACUAAUAGUUCCAUUGUGGGAGUAUCUUACAAAGACAAAGAGACUGGGAAAAUCAAGUCUGUAAGAGCAGACCUAACAGUGGUGGCUGACGGCUGCUUUUCGAAGUUUAGGAAGGGUCUCAACAAUGCUCCUGUGUCGGUUUCCUCUCACUUUGCUGGCAUCGUCAUGCACAACUGUCCUCAAAUCAAGGAGGGGCAUGCUGAGAUAGUACUGUCAAAGAACGGGCCUGUUUUAGUAUAUCAGAUAUCCAGCGAAUGUACAAGGAUUCUUGUGGAUAUCCAAGGAAAGAUGCCGUCUGAGAUCAAAGAAUACAUGUUGUCUACUGUGCUACCAGAGUUACCUGAGCACAUGCGUGGUCCGUUCUCUGAGGCGGUACAAAGUGACAGAAUCCGUUCUAUGCCCAACAGCUUCCUGCCCCCUGUGACCAAUCUUAAGCCCGGGGUCAUCCUCCUGGGUGAUGCUUACAAUAUGAGGCACCCACUGACUGGGGGAGGAAUGAGUGUGGCCCUCAAUGAUGUGGUGAUAUGGAGGGACCUGCUAUCCACUGUGCCUCAUCUCUCUGAUCACAAAACAAUUCUAGAGAAGCUCAAAGUGUUUCAGUGGAAAAGGAAACAAUCUCAUUCAUUUGUAAUCAACAUUUUAGCACAGGCUCUCUAUGCGCUCUUCUCAGCUUCUGAUGACUAUCUCCAUGAGUUAAGGAAAGCAUGUUUUGGUUACUUCAAGCUAGGAGGAAUUGCUGUUUCUGGACCAGUUGGACUGCUAUCAGUGUUGAAGCCCCACCCUGCUAUUCUUAUUGGUCAUUUCUUUGCUGUGGCUCUGUAUGCUAUCUACCACACAUUCAAGUCCUGUCGACUGUUUAGUAUUCACAAGGCACUGUAUAGAGCUAUCAUGAUAUUCGCCAAAGCCUGUUAUAUAAUUUUCCCUCUUAUGGGCUCAGAACUUUUGUAUUUGUUUUAGAAGUCUAACAUUAGUUUUUUAAUGACUAUUUAUUAUUCUCAUCUGUCAACAACA